AUUGCGCCCCCAUUCUUCCACCCGCGGAGGCGAUCAGCUCCUCACUCGUCGUCGUCGAGAAUUAGGUGAUGCGUGUCUCGGUCGAAAUGGCUCGUUUGGUAGUCCCGUGGAAAGGUUCGAGUUUGGUAAAGAAUGGGUUUCUCGGCGUCUUGUCUUCCUUUCAUCUUCAGCAUCCACUUCGCUUUUCAACUUUAUCUUCUCCAAGAAAUAGUUAUUUUACAAAUAAUCACGAUAAUUGCAAUUUGAACAUUAAGGUCGAGGGUUCAUAUUGGUGCAGAGGCCUCUUACCAUCGUGUUCACCUAGUUUAAAGUUAAGUGGCAAAAGAUUUACUUCUUUGGUUGCAACACAACCUGUACCAGCACAAUCUGAGGAGUCAAAGAUGGAUAUGCCAAGAGAGAUCUUUCUGAAGGACUACAAGAUGUCAGAUUAUCUGUUUGACACGGUUGAUUUGAGAUUUGAUUUAGGGGAGGACAAGACUAUAGUCUCAUCAAAAAUUGCUGUUUUGCCAAGAGUUGAAGGUGCUCCGUGUCCAUUGGUUCUUCAUGGAAGUGAUCUUAAGCUAUUAUCAAUUAAAGUUGAUGGAAAGGAAUUGAAGAAAGAAGAUUUUCACUUGGACCACCAUCACCUAACCCUGCCAUCACCACCAGCCAGUGCAUUUAUACUGGAAAUUGUGACAGAGAUAUAUCCUCAGAAGAACACAUCUUUGGAGGGCCUUUACAAGUCUUCUGGUAAUUUUUGCACACAAUGUGAAGCUGAAGGGUUUCGGAAAAUAACCUUUUAUCAGGAUCGCCCUGAUGUGAUGGCAAGAUACACUUGUCGAAUUGUAGCUGAUAAGACUCUUUAUCCGGUGCUUUUAUCUAAUGGGAAUCUGAUAGAGCAAGGCGAUCUUGAGGGUGGAAAACAUUAUGCUUUAUGGGAAGACCCUUUUAAAAAACCAAGCUAUCUGUUUGCAUUAGUUGCUGGACAAUUAGAAAGCAGAGAUGAUAAAUUUGUUACCCACUCUGGCCGUGAGGUAAAAUUGAGGAUCUGGACCCCUUCAGAGGAUGUACCCAAAACUGCCCAUGCUAUGUAUUCCCUUAAAGCAGCUAUGAAGUGGGAUGAGGAUGUAUUUGGUCUUGAAUAUGAUCUUGAUUUGUUCAACAUUGUGGCUGUUCCUGAUUUUAAUAUGGGUGCCAUGGAAAACAAGAGCUUAAAUAUAUUCAACUCUAAGCUUGUCUUGGCAUCACCAGAAACUGCUACAGAUGGAGAUUAUGCUGCAAUUCUGGGAGUGAUUGGUCACGAGUAUUUCCAUAAUUGGACUGGAAACAGAGUCACGUGCCGUGACUGGUUCCAACUAAGUCUAAAAGAAGGUCUUACUGUCUUUAGAGACCAGGAGUUUUCAUCUGACAUGGGCAGCCGGACGGUUAAGCGCAUUGCUGAUGUUUCAAGAUUGAGGAAUUAUCAAUUCCCACAGGAUGCUGGACCAAUGGCACACCCAGUCCGGCCACAUUCAUAUAUCAAGAUGGACAACUUCUACACUGUAACGGUCUAUGAAAAGGGUGCUGAAGUUGUUAGAAUGUAUAAAACUUUGCUUGGAAGUUCAGGGUUUCGAAAGGGCAUGGAUCUAUAUUUUAAGAGACAUGAUGGACAAGCAGUGACCUGUGAAGAUUUUUUUGCUGCCAUGUGUGAUGCAAAUGAUGCAGAUCUCUCUAGUUUCUUAUUAUGGUAUUCUCAAGCUGGGACGCCUCAAGUAAGGGUUACUUCUUCAUAUGAUCCUGAUGCUCAGAUGUACUCUUUGAAGUUCAGUCAAGAAGUGCCACCUACUCCUGGUCAACCUGUGAAAGAACCUAUGUUUAUACCUAUAGCUCUUGGGCUACUUGACUCAAGUGGAAAGGACAUGCCCCUUACUUGUGUUUAUCGUGAUGGAGUGCAGCAGACAAUUUCAUCAAAUGAUCAACCCGUGUGGAAAACUGUUCUUCAUGUUAAAAAGAAGGAAGAAGAGUUUGUAUUUGCCAAUAUACCUGAACGGCCAAUUCCUUCACUAUUACGGAAUUAUAGUGCUCCAAUUCGUCUUGAUUCUGACCUUACGGAUAGUGAUUUAUUCUUUUUGCUAGCACAUGAUUCAGAUGAAUUUAAUAGAUGGGAGGCUGGUCAAGUUUUGGCACGCAAACUGAUGUUAAGUCUUGUAGCGGACUUCCAGCAAAACAAAUCAUUGAGUCUGAACCCAAAGUUUGUUGAAGGGAUCAGAUGCAUUCUAUGCAACACAAGCUUGGACAAAGAAUUUAUUGCGAAGGCAAUUACUUUGCCCGGUGAAGGGGAGAUAAUGGACAUGAUGACAGUUGCAGAUCCUGAUGCUGUUCAUGCUGUUCGCGUCUUCAUCAAAAAGCAGAUUUCUCUCAACCUGAAGCAAGAUCUCUUAGCCACAGUGAUAAACAACAGAAGCUCUGAGACAUAUGUUUUUGACCAUCACAAUAUGGCCCAACGUGCUUUGAAGAACACAUCUCUUGCUUAUCUUGCAUCAUUGGAUGAUCCAGAGCUCACAGAACUUGCGUUGCAUGAAUACAAGUCUGCCACUAAUAUGACUGACCAAUUUGCUGCUUUAGCUGCCAUAGCCCAAAAUGCAGGUCAAGUUCGUGAUGAUGUUCUAUCUGACUUCUAUACGAAGUGGCAGCAUGAUUUUUUGGUUGUGAAUAAAUGGUUUGCUCUUCAAGCCAUGUCUGACAUUCCAGGGAACGUCAUAAAUGUUCAAAAGUUGUUGAGCCACCCUGCAUUUGACUUGCGAAAUCCUAACAAGGUAUACUCACUAAUUGGAGGAUUUUGUGGCUCACCUGUGAAUUUCCAUGCAAAAGAUGGGUCAGGCUACAAAUUUUUGGGAGAACUAGUGUUACAGUUGGACAAGAUUAACCCUCAGGUGGCAUCUCGCAUGGUGUCAGCCAUCUCUAGGUGGAGGCGCUAUGAUGAGCACCGGCAAGCUCUUGCUAAGGCACAACUGGAGAUGAUAAUAUCAGCAAAUGGACUAUCAGACAAUGUGUAUGAGAUCGCUUCCAAGAGCUUGGCGGCCUGAGUUGUGACUCUAGAUGCUUCUUUCCUGUCAUCAUGUUCCUAACAUGGCAUAUGAUAUCUUUGAAAUAUUGAUGCUGGAACUUGCUGUUUUCUCCCAUGUGGCGUAGACUUUUCAUACUAUAUAUUUUGGAUAAUAAUAAGAUCGAUGCAUCUAUAUGCUGCACCUGAAAAAUCAA
This is a messenger RNA of Musa acuminata AAA Group (dessert banana), 3219 nucleotides long. RefSeq names its product puromycin-sensitive aminopeptidase. The record is from RefSeq and is a predicted model, not a curated record. Gene Ontology annotation, molecular function: zinc ion binding; metallopeptidase activity. Gene Ontology annotation, biological process: proteolysis. The transcript is spliced from 34 exons. The coding region runs from base 69 to 3044 and encodes 991 amino acids. Lineage: Eukaryota; Viridiplantae; Streptophyta; Magnoliopsida; Zingiberales; Musaceae. Gene Ontology annotation, cellular component: chloroplast.